Messenger RNA from Gracilinanus agilis (Agile Gracile Mouse Opossum), 3186 nucleotides. It is a transcript of the gene ABCA4, whose product is annotated as ATP binding cassette subfamily A member 4. Lineage: Eukaryota; Metazoa; Chordata; Mammalia; Didelphimorphia; Didelphidae. Gene Ontology annotation, biological process: transmembrane transport; lipid transport. Gene Ontology annotation, molecular function: ATP hydrolysis activity; ATPase-coupled intramembrane lipid carrier activity; ATP binding. The transcript has 21 exons. The coding region runs from base 16 to 3186 and encodes 1056 amino acids. The record is from RefSeq and is a predicted model, not a curated record. Gene Ontology annotation, cellular component: intracellular membrane-bounded organelle; membrane.
CAUUUGGUGACAGACAUGGGCUUCCUGAGGCAGAUACGACUUUUGCUUUGGAAGAAUUGGACACUCAGGAAAAGGCAAAAGAUCCGUUUUAUUGUGGAACUUGUGUGGCCUUUGUCUUUAUUUGUCAUCCUGAUCUGGCUGAGGAAUGCCAACCCACUCUACAGCCAGCAUGAAUGCCAUUUCCCCAACAAGGCAAUGCCCUCAGCCGGACUUCUGCCGUGGCUCCAGGGAAUUUUUUGCAACAUGAACAAUCCUUGUUUCCAGAGCCCAACCCAGGGAGAAUCUCCUGGUAUCGUGUCAAACUAUAACAACUCCAUCUUGGCAAGGGUCUAUCGAGAUGUUCAAGAACUCUUGAUAAAUGCUCCAGAAAGUCAACUCCUUGGCCAAAUUUGGAAUGAGCUACGUAAAUUGUCCCAGCUCAUGGAGAUUCUAAGGAAUAAUCCUGAGAGAAUUGCAGGCAAAGGGAUUCGAAUCAAGGACAUUCUAAAAGAAGAAGAGACACUGACACAGUUCCUGGUGCACACAUUUGGCUUGCCUGACUCUGUGGUCUAUCUUCUGAUGACCUCUCAAGUCCGUCCUGAGCAGUUCGCCUAUGGGGUCCCAGACCUGAUGCUGAAAGACAUUGCCUGUAGUGAAACCCUUCUGAACCGAUUCAUCAUCUUCAGCCAGCGAGGAGGGGCGCGGACCGUCCAGAGAGCCAUGUGCCCCCUCUCCCAAGGCAGCCUGCAGUGGGUGGAAGAUGCCCUCUAUUCUAACGUGGACUUCUUUAAGCUCUUUCAGCUGGGGCUGCACCCGAUGACCUCUGAAGCCCUUCUAGCUCUCCUACGACCCUAUGACUCCUGGCAGCAUCCAUCUUCGGAGGCCCAGUCUGGUUCCCACAAGCCACACAUACCAGAACCCGAGUCCCCACCAAGAGUCAGAGGCCCCUUUGGCCGGAUGCUCUGCCCAUUUUCACUCGAGUCUGAGAGCAUCGUGUGUCCAGUCUGUUUCACAUUCCCACCCCAGUCAGUCAAAGAGACUCUGUUCCCCGCAGCCUUUGGGAAACAACUGAGAAAAUGGCAUGUGGCUGUCUCCCAGGCUGGGGAGCUCCGGAAUGGGCCAGGAGCCCGGGGCAGGGGGUGUGGGGGUGGAGCUGGAGCAGCCCUAGCUGCGUGCUUGACCCUGGAUAAAUUUGAAAUCUAUGAUGAUGAAAUCCAACUCACCCACCGAGCGCUCUCCUUGCUGGAGCAGAAUCGAUUCUGGGCUGGAGUGGUAUUCUUUGAUAUGUACUCCUGGAACAGUGAGCUACCACACCAUGUGAAGUAUAAGAUCCGCAUGGACAUUGAUGCAGUGGAAAAAACCAAUAAGAUCAAAGACAGGUACUGGGAUCCUGGUCCAAGAGCUGACCCAGUGGAAGAUUUCCGUUAUAUAUGGGGUGGAUUUGCCUAUCUCCAGGACAUGAUUGAACAGGGGAUUAUAAGGAGCCAGACCAAGGCAGAAGUGCCUAUUGGAGUCUAUCUGCAGCAAAUGCCAUACCCCUGCUUUGUAGAUGAUGUCUUUAUGAUAACUCUGAACCGCUGCUUCCCAGUCUUCAUGGUGCUGGCCUGGAUCUACUCGGUAUCCAUGACUGUGAAGAGCAUUGUUCUGGAGAAGGAGAUGAGGUUAAAGGAGACCUUGAAAAACCGGGGUGUUUCCAAUAUGGUCAUCUGGUGCACCUGGUUCCUGGACAGCUUCUCCGUCAUGGCGAUGAGCACAUUCCUCUUAACAGCCUUCAUCACGCACGGCCGAGUUCUGCACUACAGCAACCCAGUUAUCCUUUUCUUGUUCCUCUUGGUGUUCUCCAUUGCCACCAUCAUGCAAUGCUUCCUCUUCAGUGCCUUCUUCUCCAAGGCCAACCUGGCAGCGGCUUGCAGUGGCGUCCUCUACUUCACCCUUUACCUGCCCCAUAUCCUGUGCUUUGCCUGGCAGGAACGGAUGACGGCUGAGCAGAAGACAUGGGUGAGUCUGCUGUCUCCCGUGGCAUUUGGGUUUGGCACCGAAUAUUUGUCUCGCUAUGAAGAGCAAGGCCUUGGCCUCCAGUGGGGCAACAUUGGCAAGAGCCCCAUGGAAGGAGAUGAAUUCAGUUUCUUGCUGUCCAUCAAAAUGAUGCUUAUUGAUGCUGUCCUUUAUGGCUUCCUGGCCUGGUAUCUCGACCAAGUGUUUCCAGGAGACUAUGGAACGCCACUUCCUUGGUUUUUCCUUCUUCAAGAGUCCUAUUGGCUUGGAGGUGAAGUGGUCCUCAAUGGCCACUUCAUUAGUUUGCAGCAGUCCAUCCUGACUGGGCUGCUCCCUGCUACUUCUGGUACUGUAUUGAUUGGUGGGAAAGACAUUGAGACCAGCAUGGACUCCAUCCGGCAAAACCUUGGCAUGUGCCCACAGCACAACAUCCUCUUCCACCAUCUCACAGUGGCCGAACACAUCCUACUUUAUGCACAACUGAAGGGGAAGUCUAGGAAGGAGGCCCAGCUGGAGAUGGAAACCAUGUUGGAAGACACAGGCCUUCACCACAAAAGGAAUGAAGAGGUUCAGAACCUGUCAGGGGGCAUGCAGAGGAAGCUCUCCGUUGCCAUUGCCUUCGUGGGAGAUGCCAAGGUAAUAGUUUUGGAUGAGCCCACCUCUGGGGUGGAUCCCUAUUCCAGGCGCUCCAUCUGGGAUCUGCUCUUGAAGUAUCGUUCAGGCAGAACCAUCAUCAUGUCCACUCAUCACAUGGAUGAGGCUGACCUCCUGGGGGACCGGAUCGCCAUCAUUUCCCAGGGGAGGCUCUACUGCUCGGGGACGCCCCUUUUUCUGAAGAACUGCUUUGGCACAGGUUUCUAUCUGACUUUGGUGCGUAAGAUGAAGAACAUCCAGAGCCAGGGGAAAGGCUGCGAGGGAGUCUGUAGCUGUACCCCCAAAGGACCCUCCAUCAGCUGCCCAGCCAGGGUUGAAGAGAUAACUGCAGAACAAGUACUGGACGGAGAUGUAAAUGAGCUGAUUGGAAUGAUUCACCAUCACGUGCCAGAAGCAAAACUAGUUGAAUGUAUUGGCCAAGAGCUUAUUUUUCUCCUCCCAAAUAAGGAUUUCAAGCAGAGAGCCUAUGCCAGCCUCUUCAGAGAGUUGGAGGAAACACUGCCCGACCUGGGCCUCAGCAGCUUUGGGAUUUCUGACACUCCUCUUGAAGAGGUAUAA